GGGGGUGGAGCAGGUCGUUGGGGAGAGGCGUCAGUGGGCUCCAGCUUCUCUGCUGAGCGGUCCUGGUUGUGGAAGCUCAGAUCAGCGAGCUAUUUUGAAAGUGACCCUGAAAGGUUUGCAGCUGUUUACGACCAUGACUGAAGAUGACGGAUUCAGUUGUCGCGGAGGGCCAUGUAAAACUGAGAGACGGGAAAAAGUGGAAAAAUAGAUGGCUGGUGCUUCGGAAACCUUCUCCUGUAGCAGAUUGCUUGCUGAUGCUGGUGUUCAAAGACAAGUCUGAAAAGAGUCGAGGGAAUAAGGAGAGGAGCAGUGUGGUCCUGGAGGAUAUAUGUGGUUUAGAGCCCGGCCUUUCAUUUGAAGGAGUGAAUCACAUCCUUGCAAUAAUCUGUCUGGGGCAAACUGUGUUGCUGGCAUUUGAAAACAAGGAUACCAUGUGUGCCUGGGACAUACGGACUCGCUACAGCCUCGGAGAAGUUCACAGGUUCCAUGUCACGGUGCUACCCGGUACUAAACUGGAAAGUGGACCAGCCACCCUUCACUUCUGCAACAAUAUCUUUGUGCUGGUGAGGGAUGUCCCCCCAAUCAUCAUUGGGCACUGGAAGCUCUCUGACAUGAGGCGUUAUGGUGCCAUUCCCAAUGGAUUUGUCUUUGAAGGAGGUUCACGUUGUGGCCCCUGGGCCGGAGUUUUCUUCCUGUCCUGUACCGACGGCGAGAGGAUUAGCUUCCUGUUUGACUGCAUCGUCAGAGGGAUCUCACCCACUAAAGGGCCUUUCGGCCUGAGGCCAGUAUUGCCAGAUCCCAGUAUAAGCCCAGCCUCCAUCGAGGAGAGGAUCAGCUACGAGGCCCAGGAGCUGGAGAAACGAUUAAGUAUUCUGUCACAGUCCAGUCGGCACAGCAGUGGAGGAGAUGACCGGAGCCUUUCCAGCUCGACUGAGUCCUCAGACACCAGCCAGUCAGACAGUGCCAGUGUGGGCAGCCGCCUCACCCUGUGGCCAGAGCAGCCAGUGGCUGGUGGCCCCCCAGACCCAAUGCUGCUAAUGCCACCGCCACCGGCCUCCAGGCCACCGGGCUUGGUUGAGGAGGUGCCUCUGAUGGAGACAGCGGGGAGAGGGGGUCUGAGGGGAGCCGGGACUGGGGUCGCCCCCCACCUCCCGCCUCCUCCCCCUCUGGCCCCCGCUACCAAGCCGCCGCGCCCCCGCAAGCUGCAGGAGGUGGGCCGGCAGAGCUCGUCGGACAGCGGCUUCGCCACGGGAAGCUUCUCCUCCUCGUCGUGCGCCGGCAGCCUGGCUGACGACUUCGGCUCGCAGCUCAGCCUGCCCUCUCUGCGGGCCCCCAGGAGCCCCGGCCUCGAGUACGGUCGACCCUCUGCCCCUUUGCACCAUCACUACGACACACCCCGCAGCGUCCUGUCCGGUCCCGGCCCAGCUGAGCAGGCGGCAGCUCCCGUAGGCACGGGCGACUCGGGCGGAGAGAUCCCUGCGGACUUCCUGGCGGCCUGGCUACGGCUGAGACCCACGGGCCAGGCGGGAGAGCCCGGGGGCGGCCCCGGCAUUUCAGUGCUGCAGUGUGAGAGCUGUGAGCUCGGAACAGGGCCGCCAUUCACCACUGCCUGCCAGAGCUGUGGAGGUCUAAAGGGAACAACAGCUUUACAACUGGGAGCCUCAUCUAUCUUUGCUUUCCCAGGGACUGGUGUUGAAAUCAAAGAGAAAGCUGGCAGAGUUAGCCUUCUCAGGCUGCUUGGGUCGCAGCGUGGCCAACGCAGGGAACAGCCGAAAAUAGUCAGCCAGACAGACCGGGUAAGCUGGCAAAGCAUUCUUGGAGAGCGAUACGACACGCUGUGGGAUUUCAGGACCAGACACCCCAGUGACAAAGGAGGCUGCCAUCCUGGUGUAACCAGAACCAGACAGCCUGUCCUGAGUAAGGAUCCUGAUGCCAGGGGCCACACUCUGAGGCGUAGCUAUUCUGCGGAGGAAGGAUUGAAAACAGCGCCAGGUGGAUUUCCCAGGCAUGGUGUGACUGUCGGACGGGAGCCUGAUGUCCCUGGAGGUGGUGACAAAGGCAAUGGCACUGCUCUUCCCCAGAGACAUUCCGGCUCCCCUGUAUAUGAAACCAUGGUGACGGCAUGUCAUUCCAAACCGGGACUGGGAGACGCUUCUGGCUGGAGCCGCGGCUACCGGCCACUGGGCCGUCUUUGGGGAGCAUUGGAAAGCGUCCGAGAUGCAUACGAGGCCAUCGCUGUGCCCGGCCCACUGCUUGCUGCAAUGAGCAAGGCACAGACCUUUCCUGGAACCAGGGGCCUUGCCGGCCACCGGGCUAACAGCCUCGGCUCAGCCGCCGAGCCCUACCAGUUUCCGCAGGCCCCUGCUCUCAAGUCCAGAGGCCCGGAGAGCUUCGGAAACAACCUGGGUGUUCGGGGCCAUGAGACAGAGGGUGUGAGGAGAUGGGCGAGCAGGCAAGGCCAGCACCUCUCGAAGCUGAGGACAGCGAAGCAGGAGCUUGCGGAAUGUGAGGCCACCUCUUGGAAGGCAGCACCAACUGAACGCAGUGAUAUAAUUGAAGAUAAAAAAACAAUGAAAAAGGACGAGAAGCAGAAAAUGGGACAGAUGUAUGAACUUAUGGAGUCUCUUCCAAUGGAGAAACAGUUGGAGGCAGAGAAGGGCAGUGGAUAUGAAUACAUGGCCAGCUGUGGGCAACAGAAGCUGUUCCUGGAGACAGAAGGUCCACCCGGGGCGCUGAAGUCUCACCGAGGGCAAGGCGGCCAUUUGGAAGCAGCAGGGCUGAGACAAAAGUGGGAGAAAGGGUUGUCAGAGGAUGAAGCGUUGGGCAGCUUUGACACAAAGAGAUUAACUGGUGGGGCAUUUGCUUACUCUCCAGAUCUCUCUGGACCUGACAGAUCUCAUGGUGAAGGGGCAACAUAUGUCAACAUCCCAGUGAGUCCAGUGUCUAAGAAGCAGCUCCACUACAUGGAGCUUGAGCUCCAGGAACCCGGUGCUGCCAUUCGAGCAGGGGCGAGUUCAUCCAAGUAUGCACAGAUCGACAUCACAGCGACGGAAACAGCACACAAGGUGGGCAGCCAGCACGCCCAGCACCGGGAGGAACGGCUGCAAGAACUGGAGCAGAAGAGGAAAGGACCCCCACUGCAGUGAUCUGUGGGCCCUGUGGAACACGUUUCUUUUCUUUCAUACAGGCCCUGCGCACUGAAGCAGCCGGUGUAGGCCUGGGCACAACAGGCACCUGUCCGACUUCUACACUGACCUUGCUUCUGACGCACCAAGACUGUGACUGCACGAGCUUGAAGGGCGAUUGGAUUCAGAAAUCUUGUGCGAUGCAUUAUCGGCAGAGAAUGUAUUUUUGACCUAUUCCCUCCUCAUCCAUCUUUCACCACCCUCCACCUCCAGCUGUCUCAUUGCUUGGGGUGCUGGUCACCCUGUGGUGCCUUUCCCAUACUUCCAGAGUGAGCCACAGACAUGAAUAUUGUCGGGCUGUUCUUUACUUGGAAGGGGCAGUCUUAGGGUGUAUUGCAGGCAACCUCAAUCAUGUCCUCAUGCUUUGUUGUGGGCUGCUGUCCUCUCACUUCCCAUUCGCCCUUGCUUGGAGGUUCAAAGUCCAACUCUACAAUGCCUGUGGUACUUUUGCAAGCCGCUAGGGCAAGGGUGCUGAGCACCUGACCUAAUUGGUCUGCAUGACCCAUCUUGCUGCCAGCUACAUGUUUAGAUGUGCAGAUUAGGUAGUUUGGACACUGGGAGGUGUUUUGGGGAAGACAACUUUUUUUUUAAACCAUUUUUAAUAAGUUGUGGUAAGGCUGCGAUUUGGGCCAUGGCAUACUGAAGAACACAGAAAAGUAAAGCAUAGGAACAGGCCCAUCAGCCCACAACAUUUGCGCUGAACACAAUGCCAUAUUAAUUUAAAUCCUUUCUGCCUUUUUUGAUCCAUAUCCCUCUUCAACGUGACUACCUUAAGAUCUUGUUCUUGUAAAUGCCACUAUCGUAUCUACUUCAAUCACUACCCCUGGUAGCCUGUUCCGGGAAUCUGUGUGUAAAAAAACUUACCUCACUCACCUUCUCUAAGCCUUCCCCCCUCACCUUAUAUGCACAUAUAAUCCAUCUACACUGUCUACGCCUUUAAGUUUAUAAACUCCUAGGUCUCCCCUCAGCCUCUGAGUUCUAGAACAGGGGUUCCAACAUUUUUUAAAUGCCAUGGACCCCCGGACCAUUAACCGAGAGGUCAGCGGACCCUGGGUGAGAACCACUCCCACCCACCUCCUCCAGUCUUCUCCUAUCAUUUCGCAUUUUCCCCUCCCCCUCCUACUUUCAAAUCUCUUACUAUCUUUCCUUUCAGUUAGUCCUGACAGGGUCUCGACCCGAAACGUCGACAGUGCUUCUCCCUAUAGAUGCUGCCUGGCCUUCUGCGUUCCACCAGCAUUUUGUGUGUUGCUUGUUUAGCUACAACAUAGUUUUCUUACUCUUAGACCCCAAAGAAUGAAAGCAAGCAUGCUAUUUGCCUUCCUUACCAUCCUGGGUGGCAGAGUGGAGAUGUGUCUCUCCUAAAGGAGAUGUAAAGCACUCCUUCCCUCUGUUAGCCCACAGGCACCACUGGGCAGGUGUAGCACCUGCUUAGCAACCCCACCCGCUGAUCAGGGUCACAUGAAAACAUGACCGACAAGCCCUAUCUGCCCGAAAUGACUGGUUUUAAGGCACUAGUAACCUGAUUUUGCACUGUCUCCUGUCAGUAGAAAUGGUUCCAGCAGGCAGAAUAGCUAAGCUAUACAUGAAGGCCUGGUGCUGGACUUGGUUGUUAGAGACUAUUUGAGAUGCACACCAUUGGGAACUUUUAAUGGGUAGUGGGAGCUUAUCCCCACUACCAUCCAGAACCUUAAGGAACUAUUUUGUAUGCCUCUAUCAAAUCCCUCAUUCUCCUACGCUCCAGGGAAUAAAGUCAUAAGCUAUUUAACCUUUUUCUAUAAUGCAGGUCCUUCAGGAGUGACAGAGUUCCUUCCCAAAAGGGUGUUGGAGAACAAGAUGUUCUAGUGAGCUAGAUGAUUUUUAAAUAGACAUGUUUCCUGGCAACCUGACUAGAACAAUCAGGUACAAAAACAAUGGCAGCUCACUUCAAAGUUCUAAGUAAUGUUAUUAACCAAGUGCAGAUAUGACACCAUAUACAAAGAAACACAAUAGAAUCAAUGAAAAACUGCACAUACAAAAACUGACAAACCACCAAUGUGCAGGAGACAACAAAUUGUACAAAUAUAAAAAACCCUAAGUAAUAAUGAUAAAUAAGUAAUGAACAUAGAGAACAGGGCACCAUGGUAGUGUAGCAGUUAAUGUGACACUUACAGUUCAGGGUGUUGGGAGUUCGGAGUGCAAUUCCAUUGUCCUCUGUAGGAAGUUAGCAUGUUCUUCCCUUGAGCAUAUGGGUUUCCUCACACAGUCCAAUGACAAGUUUAACUGGCAACUGUAAAUUGCUCUAUGAUUAGGCUAGGAUUAAAUAAAUGGGUUGCUGGGCCCAAAGGGGCCUGUUCCACGCUCUAAAUAAAUUGAGUUGUAGAGUACUUGAAAGUAAAUCCAUAGUUUGUGGAAGUAGUUCAGUUUUGAGUUAUCUGGUCCAAGAGCUUGAUGAUUUUGGGGUAAUAACUAUACCUGAACCUGUGGUGGGGUACCUAUGACCCACUUCGCCAGAUUCCACUUCCCUGAUGGCAGCAGCGAGAAAAGAGCGUAUGACACUCAUAUGGCAAAUGGAUUUCUCCAACUAAAGGGACCUUCUGAGCAUUACCAUAUUCCUAUAAUGAACGUUCAACUGCCUUUGCAUUAUUUUACACUGGAUUGCCUUUUUAAAACAGCCUUGCUGAUUUAUUGAUCCACUUUCACAUUUUAAAAAAAACUUAUUGGAAAGUUAAUUGCUUGUUUUUUUUUAAAUGUUCCAUCGUUCUGCAUCGUUGCACAAACACCAAUACCAGAUUCUGCCAAUCGGGGUCUUAAGGUCAAUUCCUUUUUUAUCUUCCACUAUGUCCUGCUGAACAAAUCAAGCACAAUGCAAAAAAAAUGUCUUUCUGACAUCUGCAAUAAGUGUUUUGCAAAUGUAAACCAGAAGGGAAUGGAUGAAAAGUAACAAUGAAAAGCUGUUCAGUUUUGAGGAGGGAUUUCCUCUGGUUUAGUUCUUGAUUUGUGUAUUUAUAAUGUAUUUAUUUUACAUGUGCAGAUAUAUAUUUUAAUCAACUUUUAUCUUUUAACUAUUCUGGGGUUACUGCUGUUAUCUUAAUGUAUAGUUGUGUUACUUUACUCCCAAUGUUAAUAUAUUCCUUCUUUGGGUACCAACACCCAUUUGGAGAAGUGAAGGUUAUGUACAAUAUGUACACUGUUCAAUAUCACUGCCAAAUCUUUUUUUUAACUAAUGUUUCACCCUCAAAGCUUUUAAUACUGACUAACAAAAGACUUAUGAAAUUCUACAGAAUCACUUGUCAAGUGAAACUUGUUUGGAUUCAGGAGUCUACUGUAGAUACACAGUUCAUGUGUAAUGUCGAAGUAACUCACCCAAGUAUGAUGGUGACACUAAAGGCAAUUUCUUUUUUUCUUUGCCGUAGUUGUUUGCGCUACUUUGGUGGAAUAAGAAUUGCUGAGGGAGAUAACUUUGCCAACACUAGUUCCAACUUUAAACAUUUUGUUCACAGUAUGUGGAAUGUUACUGGCAGUCCUGUUCCUAAUUGCCCCUGAGCUUCAGGGACUACAUAACGUAGCGUAACCAUUCAUAUCCUCAGGACAUCAUAAAAUGCUUCACAGCCCAUACCUGACUUUUGAAGCAUAAACACUGUUGUAACACAGACAAACACAACACCCUAUUUGUGUUCUUCAAGCUUCCUCUUCCAUAGCAAUUGGGAUAAAUGUCAUGAGAAGGACACUUAACUCACAAGUCCACCUGAAAAAUUGAUUUCCAUCUGGAAGACAACAUGGGUGACAGCAUGAUGUCUUCUAGGACUAGACUAGAUUCAGUGUUGGUACAUAAAGCACUAAAAUGGGCCGAGCCCUAAAGCUUAGCUCUUCAGCAAGAUUGCUACCACUUUUGUUGUAACACAAGUUCCAGAUCUACCCUUAAUUGCCAAAAUGAUAAAGUGGGAGCUCUGUCACUUGAUCUUGUUCCUUGUCAUUCCCACAUAGGAGCAGAAUUAGGCUUCCCUAACCUUGCAGCCAGUUUCUGAGAAAAAUGAGAUGUUAAUCUCCCAGAAAAAUAUCCCACGUGAUGUUUGGGGUUUGUGGGAGGAACUUCUCCUAGCUGUCUAAGCCAGAACAGCAUCACUAAAACAGAUACAAGAGACUGAAAUAAAUCUAGUCCAGUUAAAGGGUCUUGACUUGAAUCUGGCUGAUAAUUUCCUUCCAAAGGUUCUGCUUGACCCACUGAUAAAAAAAAACUGUUUACACAAUGAAGAAAUUAAGACCAGUUGUUCUUGUGUUUGCUAGUUGUCAGUGUGACAAAAGUGAUUGUAUUUCAAAUGUACUUCUUUUGGCUUUGAAGCAAUUUGCAGUGUUCCAGGGUUGGGAAGUGCAAACUCGUCUAUGCAAUUACAUUAACAACCACAUGCGACGACUAUAGUGAAUCACUCUGACAGGUUAACAGCUGACACUGCUUUCGCUAAUUACAAUCAAUCUUUGUUUUAGAAGCUCAGAGGGUGAAUUGAUAAAGAAUUAUUACUUAUUGCUAAAAUGGUAGAUUAUUGUUUUGAAACAAGAGUUGAAAAUUUAAGGGCUUGAAAGUUUGUUAUAUGAUGCCUGUGAGGUCAUCUUAAAGUAGGUCUUUGUUAUUUUUGUACAGAAAAUAAUUCCAUUGUUCUGUGGUCUCACCUCAGACAUUACCUCAAUGCGUAGGGUACUGCAGAGACCCAGUCAAACUGCUGGAAUGCCAGUCCAUCUUCUUGGUGUCCAUGUGCCCCCAUUGAUGAGGAACUGUUUCAGAGGGACAGUUCUUUUGAAUCUCUUGCAGCAGGUUGCUUAGCACGCACAACCUGGACUGUCCUGGACUGUGUAGCCAUGUCUACACACCUUCAAAAGGAGUUGGAGUCCCAGCAGAUUGACCUGGGACCAAUCUCUCUUACUAAGCUGAAUCAAUCCCUUAACAGGUGAACUCAGUUAAUAUAACACAAACCAGACUGAAACAGGCACCUUCUUUGCCCACUUUGGGCCAGGAUUAGAUGGCAACAUCCACAUUAGAUUCUUGAAAUAGAAAACAUAUAGGGAAAAGAGGAAUCAGUUGGACGUUCAGUAGGAGAGACUGACAUUUUAGGGUUGCAAUAUUUUCACUGAAAUUCACUAGUUUCUCCUACUCUCUCAGCUGCUGUAAUUUCAGAAUUUAAAAAAAAUCCUUCAAGGGAUGUGGAUGCUGUUGGCAAAGUCAGCAUUAAUUGUUCAUUAUUCAUUAAUUCAUUAAUUUACAUCCUCGUAAAUUCGAGGAUGUUUAAGAGUCAAUAUCCCCCUUGGUGGCGCAAUAAUAUCAGCGCCGGACUCGAGAGCGAAGGUUCCCGAGUUCGAAUCCAAGUGGGGUUGAGCGUCGAGCUAGCAACUCAGCCUCAUAAAAACAAAAUAGCUUGCUACAGAAACACCGUCAUGAUGGUGCCCUGAUAACUCCACUGCUGAGUUGAGGGCUAUUCUUCUUCUUCUUAAGAGUCAAUGACACUGGUGGGUCGUCAUAUCAGGUAACGACAAGCAGGUUCAGUUGGCCUGGUGGUAUCUGUGAAGGUCUCUUUCCACAGAUGGUGUCAGACCUGCUGAAUAUUUCUGUUCUUCUUUCAGAUUUUUCUGUGUGUGUUCUUUUUCUUUGUGUUCCUCUCUUGAAGGGCAUUAAGUCAACCUGAUGACAACCCAGUAGUUUACUGAGACUACUGGUUAUUGAGACUACUAUUUUUUUUCCUAAAUUAAUGACUCAUUUAAUUGCUUGCAUUUUUCCAACCACCAUGGUAGUUCUUAGAAUUUAUUUCUGGAUCUGUGGUCUAGGACUUUCUGGCUGCUAACCACACUACCAUCCCCAUUCUGUGUUCAUUUGCAAGGAGGGUGCUGGAUAGAACUGCAGUCACUUACUGAGAUAAAGGACAGAUUGGUUCUCAUCGUGAGCUCAGUUGAGCCCAGAGAAAGUGGUUGACCUUCCCUCAUGAUGUUGAUCCAUGUCAGAUGCAGGCUCUUUACACACAGAGUGUUGGGUAUGCAAAACACUAUGCCAGGGAUGGUAGAGAUUGAGACAUUAGAGACUCUUAGAAAGAAAAAUGAAGGGCUGUGUGGGAGGGAAACAUUGAUUGUUUCUGGAGUAGGUCAAUUCAACAUUGUGGGCUGAAGGGCCCAUUCUGUACUAUCUUGUUCUAUUUCUGGACAGUUGCUCCAGACACCAGUUGACCACUGACGUUUGCUUAUGCAAGCCACAUUAGCAGGAAGGCAGCAUAUCAUAGAUUACUGUCACCAUCAGGAUAUGCCAGAUAGGAGUCAGAAAUUGGAGUGGUGGCUACAAAUUUAUCCAUUCCCAUCUCAGGGUACUGAGCUCAAUCAUUUUGCGUACACUGUCAUCAGCACGCAACCCAGGAGUCAAGCCUGAAACCAAGUCUGCACAUCUUAAGUUUCUGUACUGACUCUGUUGUUGGGGUUUACAGGGGAAAUGGCUAAAUGGUUAAAAGACAAUAAAUACUCUGCAACUGCUAAAGUGAGAGUAGGCUUUUUUCCCCAUUUAUAUUAUACACGUGCAUACAAUGGACAUGUUUACAUAUUUUUAUUCUCGAUAUGUUUGGUGAUAAUCCCCCUCUGUACUGUACUUGUUAGAAUGUGGUUAAUCCAUCUGUAAUCUGGAGACAGUUUUCAGUACUUCAGUAACCUGACCUCAAUAAACAUCUUGGCUGAGACUAAUUUGCCUUUGGAGUAUUUUUUUCUCUUUCCAACCAACAUUUUCUUUUAAUUGUCAAUUUUUUUUGCAUUUAAUGCCAAUCAUGUUUUCCACUGUUUCAAAUUGUCAGCCUUUAGCUGCUAAGCUCAUUCAAGAUGCAAGGACAAUAUAAGAAAAAAGAAGCAAUGGUAGACAGACCACAGACAUGAGGUUCUGCAGAUGCAGGCUAUCUUGAGCAACAGACACAAAAUGCUGCCAUUGAAUCUCCAGUACACUGUGUGUACUGGCAGACAGUCGAGCCUUUCGAGCCUGGUUCACCCUUUAAUAUGAUUACAGCUCAGGUUGGAGGAGCAACAUCUCAUUCCAUCUGGGUGGCCUCCAACCUAAUAGCAUGAGCACCAAUUUCUCUAACUUCCAGUAAUUUCUCCUCCCUUCUCCACUCUUUUGCCAUUUCCUAGUCCGGUUUCCUUCUUACCUGCCCAUCACCUCCCUCUGGUGUACUGACUCCUCUUUCUCUCAUGGUCCACCUUCUAUCAGAUUCCUUUUUCAGCCCCUUGCCUCCUCUGCCUAUCACUUCCCAGCUUCUCACUUCAUCUACCCUUAAUGAGAAAGCUGAUCUUCAUAUGCAGAAGAGUGGAGGAAGAGGGUAGAAGCAAUAGCGUAACUACUGAAAGCCCUGGUUAGACCACAUCCCACUUCAAGGAAAUGCAGUCAACAUGAAUGCAGCUGAGCCUUUCUGAAGCUUCAAGCCUCAGCAUUGGUGGGGUAUUUGUUAUAAACCAAAGCCCCAUUGAAUUUGCGUAAUGAAAUCUCUCAAAACACAAAGACAUGAACAAUUUUCCAGUCUAAUAACACAGCAAGAAAUAUGCGCCUCACAAACUUACAGGGCACAUUAGCU
This is a messenger RNA of Hypanus sabinus (Atlantic stingray), 10744 nucleotides long. It is a transcript of the gene dok7b, whose product is annotated as docking protein 7b. The record is from RefSeq and is a predicted model, not a curated record. The coding region runs from base 144 to 3146 and encodes 1000 amino acids. The transcript has 15 exons. Gene Ontology annotation, biological process: neuromuscular junction development; positive regulation of protein tyrosine kinase activity. NCBI's taxonomy places the organism in Eukaryota, Metazoa, Chordata, Chondrichthyes, Myliobatiformes, Dasyatidae. Gene Ontology annotation, molecular function: protein kinase binding.